This is a messenger RNA of Rhododendron vialii, 3255 nucleotides long. RefSeq names its product protein argonaute 2-like. Bases 129 to 2891 code for a protein of 920 amino acids. Gene Ontology annotation, cellular component: cytoplasm. The transcript is spliced from 3 exons. Gene Ontology annotation, biological process: regulatory ncRNA-mediated post-transcriptional gene silencing. Gene Ontology annotation, molecular function: protein binding; RNA binding. The record is from RefSeq and is a predicted model, not a curated record. Lineage: Eukaryota; Viridiplantae; Streptophyta; Magnoliopsida; Ericales; Ericaceae.
CCAACUCACACCACAGCAUACUGGUACUCGCACUAGCACUGAGAGAGAGAGAGAGAGAGAGAGAGAGAGAGAGAGAGAGAGAGAGUCGUCAUUAGUCUUUAGUCUUUAUUUGAUCGGGUUUCCAAACAAUGGAUCAAAACAGUAACAACAAUCGUGGAACCGGAUAUGCCGGUCGAGGCCGUGGCCGCGGCCGCAACCGCAGCGGCGGAGGGGGUAGGACGGGUCAGGGUGGUGGGUCUUACAGGCCACAACAUACUCAAGCUCUUCGUCCUGAUAUUGAGUCUUUGCAAAUUUCUGAAAAGAAGCCUCCACUCGAUCUUUCUGAAACUACAGAGAAUAGAAUUGUGCCCAUAAACCGGCCUGACAAAGGGGGAACAGAUGCUGACAGGAAGGUUUGGCUCUUGGCCAACCAUUUUAUAGUGAGUUUCAAGCCUGAGGACACCAUAUUGCACUAUCGUAUCGAUAUUGAGCCACAAAUGUCCCGUGGCCCACAACCUACAAGGAACUUUAUACCAAAAAUGGAUCAUCGUCGGAUAUUGAACAAGCUUUUCUCCGAUGACCUCACCCGAUUACCAGACCAAAAGACUGCUUAUGAUGGAAUGAAAUUCAUCUUCAGUAAGGUGCCGCUGCCUACUGGGCAGUUUGGUGGGGAAGACAUGGAGAAUCACCGCUCUCCUAUAUUCACUAUUACAUUAGUGAAUGAGCUGAGUUAUGCCAAGCUAAAGGAUUACAUAAGUGGAAAUCACCGUUGUGAUCCCCGUGAUAUUUUGCAAGGAAUGGAUUUGGUUAUGAAGGAGAAUCCAUCUAGCCAAAGGAUCUCUGUUGGUCGAAGCUUCUAUUCUAGACAAUUCAGGCAAUCAGAUGACCUGGGAUGCGGCAUUGCAGCUUUUAGAGGGUUCCAACAGAGCCUUAAGCCCACUUCUCAGGGUCUAGCCUUAUGUUUGGAUCAUUCAGCUAUGGCAUUUUGCAAGCAUAUGCCUGUCAUAGACUUCCUUAUGGAACAUGUUUGGGGUUUUCAAGAAGUAAAUGAUGUGGGGAAGAAGAAAAGAGAUGUGGCGAAAGCACUAAGAGGGUUGAAUGUCUACGUAACUCAUCGCAACACAAAGCAGAAGUUCCUUGUAGCUGGGCUGUCGAAGGAUAGUGCUCGAGAGAUUUCUUUCACUCUUGAAAAUCAUGAGCCACCAAGGGAAACUGGACUGGUGGAAUAUUUCUGGGAGACAUAUAAUAAGAAGAUAUUGUACGAUGAUAUUCCCUGUUUGGAUCUGGGUAGGAGCAAGAGCAAUUAUGUUCCUGUGGAGUUCUGUACUUUGGUGGAGGGUCAGAGAUACCCAAAGGAGAAGUUGCACCGAGAAGAUGAAAAGAGGUUGAAAGACAUAUCAAUGCCUCGACCAAGGGAGAGAAAGAGCAUUAUCUACGAGAUGGUGCAGGCUAAGGAUGGACCUUGCGGAAAUGUUGUUCGGAAUUUUGGAAUCGCAGUGGAUAAGAACAUGACAAGAGUAGUAGGCCGUGUCCUAGCACCACCUACUUUGACGUUACGUACUCCUGCUGGCAAUCCCCAAGUCAUUAGCGUGGACAGGGAGAGAUGCCAGUGGAACCUAACUAGGAAGUCAGUUAUGGAAGGCAAGCCACUCAAGUGGUGGGCAUUGAUAGAUUUCAGUGUAUUUGACCGUUUUAGGCUGAAUUCUGGUCGCUUCAUUCAGAAGCUGAGAAAGAAAUGCAGUGAUCUAGGAAUCCCUGUGGAGGAGCCUGUGGUGUGUCGUUUCACCGGCAUGCGUGACUUGUCUUCCGUUGCUGCAACUCAAAAAUUACUCGAUGGCGUUGUGAAGGAGGCAAAUGGGAAAUGCAACGGCCGUUUACAACUUUUUGUCUGCGUAAUGUCUGAAAAGCAUGACAGCAAAAAGUAUCUCAAAUGGGUCUCUGAGACAAGGAUUGGAAUAAUGACCCAAUGUUGCUUGGUCAAGCACGCCAACAAUCCCAAAGAAGGAGAGAACGACCAGUAUCUUUCAAACCUCGCUUUGAAAAUCAACGCCAAGCUUGGCGGUAGCAAUAUGGAACUAGUGGAACGGCUCCCUGGUUUCCCAGGCGAAGAACAUGUCAUGUUUAUAGGUGCUGAUGUCAAUCACCCUGCACCAAGAAACACAACAUGUCCAUCUUUUGCCGGCGUGGUUGCCACAACCAACUGGCCUGCUGUCAGCCGCUAUGUUGUCCGGCUUUGUGCCCAGGAGCACCGCAAGGAGAGGAUUGUUGAUUUUGGGGCUACGUGUUUGGAUCUAGUCAACACUUAUGCUCGCCUCAACAAAGUCAAGCCGCAGAAAAUCGUGGUUUUCCGCGAUGGGGUAAGUGAAGGUCAAUUUGAUAUGGUUCUCAACGAAGAGUUACAAGAUAUGAAGAGUGCCAUUUACGAGGAUGAUUAUCGCCCAACCAUCACUCUCGUUGUCACCCAAAAGCGUCACCUGACUCGAAUGUUUGUUGAGAACGAGAGGGACGGGGGUCGAUCUGGAAAUGUGCCUCCAGGAACUGUGGUGGACACGAAGAUUGUUCAUCCCUUCCACUUUGAUUUCUAUCUCUGCAGCCAGCAUGGCGCGAUUGGGACGAGCAAGGCAGCGCACUACAAUGUCCUCUGGGAUGAGCAUAACUUCACGUCGGACCAGAUACAGAAGCUGGUAUACCACCUGUGUUUCACCUCUGCGCGUUGCACCAAACCAGUCUCGCUUGUUCCUCCGGUCUUCUAUGCUGAUCUUGUUGCAUUUAGGGGACGGCUGUAUCAUGACGCGGCCAUGGAGUCUCAGCCGCAGUCUGCUGCUUCGCCGUCGUCAUCAUCUGCUGCUUUACUGAAUGAAGGGUUCUACAAAGUGCACCCGUACCUCAAAAAUGAAAUGUUUUUCGUUUGAGGGGGCAGUCUCUAAUCUUCCUUUUCUAUUCUCUGUUGGGGGAUAGAUAGAUAAAGGAGAAGAUUAUACUACCAUUCACCGUUGGAAACGCCAAACCGCAGUUUCAAAUCUCCUUUCCUAAGCGCUAGAAAAGGAGUUUGUGCGUGAAUCUAAUUGGCUUUUUGUUCGUAAGUGGUCCUAGUAUCGAGGAUCUUGUUUGUGUUUUGUGAGAAGUCUUGUUUCAGUGUGUUUCGUGUUUCUUAUUUUCCCUGUUCCUUUUAGCUUGCCAUGUGGGCUAAAACAAUUCUGUGUCUUGAGUUUCUUAUGGUGUCUUUGAAUGUGUGUCAUGGGAUGUUAUUUCGAUCUAUGUUAGUAUGUUAAAUAA